This is a messenger RNA of Geosmithia morbida, 2100 nucleotides long. Its product is annotated as ATP-binding cassette, sub-family E, member 1. Bases 1 to 2100 code for a protein of 699 amino acids. The record is from RefSeq and is a predicted model, not a curated record. Lineage: Eukaryota; Fungi; Ascomycota; Sordariomycetes; Hypocreales; Bionectriaceae. Gene Ontology annotation, biological process: translational termination; ribosomal subunit export from nucleus; translational initiation. Gene Ontology annotation, molecular function: ATP binding; ribosomal small subunit binding; iron ion binding. The transcript has 6 exons.
AUGACCGCACACGCCAUUCGCUCUCUCAUAAUCAGAUAUUUUCUAGCAAACGACAUCGCCGCUGGUGGCAUUUUCUCAACCGUCAACGCCUUUUUCUUCGACUCCCGAUCCGUCUGUGUCCUCGGUCGACUCGCGACGAUGUCCGGAAAGCUUACUCGUAUCGCUAUUGUCAACGACGACAAGUGUCGUCCGCGCAAGUGUCGUCAGGAAUGUAAAAAGUCCUGUCCCGUCGUCCGUAGCGGAAAGCUCUGCAUCGAAGUCGCCCCCACCUCCAAGCUCGCCUUCAUCUCCGAGUCGCUCUGUAUCGGUUGCGGUAUCUGCCCCAAGAAAUGCCCCUUCGACGCCAUCACCAUCAUCAACCUGCCCACCAACCUCGAGAAGGAGGUCACCCACCGCUAUGGCCCCAACGCCUUCAAGGUCCACCGUCUGCCUAUGCCUCGUCCUGGUCAGGUCCUCGGUCUCGUCGGAACGAACGGUAUCGGAAAGAGUACCGCUCUCAAGAUUCUUAGUGGAAAGCUCAAGCCCAACCUGGGUCGCUACGAGAACCCCCCUGACUGGGAGGAGGUCAUCAAACACUUCCGUGGCUCUGACUUGCAAAACUACUUUACCAAGCUUCUCGAAGACGAUCUGAAGGCUGUCGUCAAGCCCCAAUAUGUCGACCAGAUCCCCAAGGCUGUCCGCGGCACCGACAAGACGGUCAAGUUCCUGAUCAACAGCCGUGCCAACCUCGGUAACAUGGAUAGCGUCAUGGAGACACUCGAACUGAACCAUCUUCUGGAACGUGAGAUCGGCAAGCUGUCUGGUGGUGAGCUCCAGCGUUUCGCCAUCGGUACCGUCUGCGUUCAAAAGGCCGACGUUUACAUGUUUGACGAGCCCUCGUCGUAUCUCGAUGUGAAGCAGCGUCUGAGUGCCGCCCAGAUCAUCCGCUCCCUGCUCCGUGACGACGACUACAUCAUUGUCGUCGAGCACGAUCUGUCUGUUCUCGACUACCUGUCUGACUAUGUCUGCGUCCUCUACGGCCAGCCCGCCAUCUACGGUGUCGUCACUAUGCCAUACUCGGUCCGUGAGGGUAUCAACAUCUUCCUCGACGGUCACAUCCCCACUGAGAACCUGCGUUUCCGUCCCGAGUCUCUGACCUUCCGUAUCGCCGAGGGUGUCGAGGAGCUACAGGUCGACAAGUCGCGCGCCUUCGAGUACCCGGCCAUGGAGAAGACGCUCGGAGGCUUCAAGCUCCAGAUUGAUGCCGGCGAGUUCACCGACUCGGAGAUCAUCGUCAUGAUGGGCGAGAAUGGUACCGGAAAGACCACCUUCUGCCGCAUGCUUGCCGGUGCCCUCAAGCCCGACAGCAAGGAGUCGAUCCCGGAGAUGAGGAUCAGCAUGAAGCCCCAGACCAUCACGCCCAAAUUUGACGGCACCGUGCGCAUGCUCUUCCUGAAGAAGAUCAAGCAGGCCUUCCUGUCACCCCAGUUCCAGACCGACGUCAUCAAGCCCCUCAAGCUCGAGGAUUUCAUUGAUCAGGAGGUCAAGAACUUAUCCGGUGGUGAGCUGCAGCGUGUUGCUAUCGUCCUGGCCCUGGGCAUGCCAGCCGACAUCUACCUGAUCGACGAGCCUUCCGCCUACCUCGACUCGGAGCAGCGCAUCAUGGCCUCGCGCGUCAUCAAGCGCUACAUUAUGCACAUCAAGAAGACGGCCUUUAUCGUCGAGCACGACUUCAUCAUGGCCACCUACCUGGCCGACCGCGUCAUCGUCUUCGACGGUCAACCCGGAGUCCUCUCCCACGCCAACAAACCCGAGUCCCUGCUCACCGGCUGCAACGCCUUCCUCAAGAACCUCAAUGUCACCUUUCGCCGUGAUCCGACAAACUACCGUCCCCGUAUCAAUAAGCUUGGAUCUCAGCUGGAUCAGGACCAGAAGCUGAAUGGAAACUACCAGGAGUGGCAGAAUCGAAAACUUGCAUCAUCCCAGGGCGUUGACGGCGUUGAAAAAGGAAAAUCACGCGCCACCAAGAAGCGCGUAAAGGGUCGCCGCCGCUGCUGCCAUGACCCAGAGACGGGUUCCGCCGAUGCCGGCGCCAGCGAGGAUGACGACACGGACGAGUGA